GGCUGCUUCAAAAAGGUCGCGAUGGCAUCCGAGUUCCGCAUUGUUUUUGCGACUGUGAAGAUCACACCUUAGCACACUAUCUCCCAUACCAUGUUGGAAAACCUCUGCACUCUUCCGCUCUCAGCGGAUCUGUUUGCUCAGGUCUUGCACCCGUCCGAGCCGCUGCUCACAGUCGGCCUGGCCAGCGGCAAAGUUGAGACCUUUCGCCUGCCGAACGAUGACGACGAGGAGGAUGAAAGCGGCCGCCGGAGCAGCACCAGCAGCGGACGCGGUAUGAUUAAGAGUAUCUGGAGCACCCGCCGCCACAAGGGCAGCUGCCGGCAUCUCGCAUACAGCCAUGAUGGCUCAGCCAUGUACUCUGCCGGCACCGACUCCGUGGUCAAGCACUUCUCCCCCGAGACCGGCAAUGUCAUCUCCAAGAUUGGCCUCCCUCCCCGCAACAGCGCGACAAGCACGACCGAUUGCCCUGCCAUCCUCCAUGUCCUGUCGCCUCAGACCCUCCUUCUCGGUACUGACUCUGGCGGCCUCUACAUCUUCGACUUGCGCGAAAACGGUAGCCUGAAUCCUAAGCCAGUGCGAAAGCAUGUGCCGCACGCCGAUUACAUCUCCAGCAUUACUCCUUUGCCUGCCUCGGCUGAGAGCACCUCUGGGUUUCCCAAACAGUGGGUCUCCACCGGAGGCACCACACUCGCCGUCACCGACCUUAGGCACGGAAUUGUCGCGACUUCAGAAGACCAAGAAGACGAACUGCUCUGCUCCACCAUCAUCCCGACCGGUCUUGGGCCUAAGAAGAUGCGUAGCAAUGCUGUGGUGGCAGUUGGCACCGGUAAUGGAAUCUUGACGCUGUGGGAUCGCGGCGCCUGGGAUGAUCAGCAGGAGCGUAUCAACGUUGCUGGUGGCCGGACUAAAAAGGACGGCGAGAGUCUGGAUGCCAUCGUUCGCGUUCCCGACGAGCUUGGCUGGGGCAAAAAGGUCAUCGUUGGUGUUGGUGAUGGUAGCCUGAGCAUUGUCGACCUCAAGAGACGCGAGGUGCAGUUUGUGCUCAAACACGAUGAGGUCGAGGGGGUCUCUGCCUUGACCUUUGACUACCAGAACAGACUUAUUAGUGGCGGCGGCAGAACGGUCAAGGUUUGGGCUGAAUCUGGAGACGACGACCUUGACGAAGAGGAAGAGGAGGAGGCGGAAGCCACUGGCUUCAAGAGACCGGCCCGGAGCGAUUCUGACUCUGACGAUGACAGUGACGACGAACGCCCGCAAAAAUCAUCCAACAAGAAGCAGAAAAAGGGGAAGGGUAACCAGGCGAGGAGUGUGGCUUUCCCGGGCUUAGACUGAUGGACAACUACUUCAGGUAGUUUGUAUGAUCAGGGAAACCAACAAGGACUGACCAUUUUACUACCAGAGCUGCGCCAGAGACUGACACAUUGUUACAGCAGCUGCCGUUAAUUUUUGGACAGGGUGCACUCCCUCGAGCUCUUUUGUCUCGAACUUGGAUUUGAGUGGUCCGCCAAUGGUCAGUAAGCCGAAGGGCGGCCUGGGUUGCAAUCCGUGGUGUUCUGGCACCAAAUAUUUUCAAUGAAACCGAUAUGAAAAGGUGGGCGUGGGCUUCAUAGCGUAGUUUCUUCAUUCCCUCCACAUGUUCGACUCCCACGUAGGAUAAGAACCAGGUCUGGGACCAAACCUGGUCGAGGUUGUUGGUACACCUCAGCAUCAGAGAUAGUUACCACUCAGCCCAUCUCUAUUUGUGGCAAUAAUCAUAGUUUCGUGUUUAUGAUA
Podospora pseudopauciseta is the source of this 1773-nucleotide messenger RNA. It is a transcript of the gene JIP5, whose product is annotated as WD repeat-containing protein jip5. The transcript has 2 exons. The record is from RefSeq and is a predicted model, not a curated record. Bases 91 to 1332 code for a protein of 413 amino acids. Gene Ontology annotation, molecular function: protein binding. Lineage: Eukaryota; Fungi; Ascomycota; Sordariomycetes; Sordariales; Podosporaceae.